Molecule: messenger RNA, 1107 nt
Organism: Cicer arietinum (chickpea)
Lineage: Eukaryota; Viridiplantae; Streptophyta; Magnoliopsida; Fabales; Fabaceae
Product: rac-like GTP-binding protein ARAC7
Biological process (GO): small GTPase-mediated signal transduction
Molecular function (GO): GTP binding; GTPase activity
Source: RefSeq, a predicted model, not a curated record
UCUUCUCUCUUGUUUCUUUAAACUACUAGAAGAAGCUCUCUCUAGCUAUUAAUCUAACUCUCACACCCUUCAAUGCAAACUCACAUAUAAAAAUCCAUAAACCCCUUUACUUCAUUUUCUUCUUCUUCACAGUUUUUGAACCUCAAAACUUAGUCAAACUUUAGAGGCUCUUUAUAUUUCUAUAUUAAGACCAUACAAGUUCAUUAGUUUCUAUUUGUAUAUGAUGAGUGCUUCAAAGUUUAUUAAAUGUGUCACUGUUGGAGAUGGUGCUGUUGGAAAAACUUGCAUGCUCAUUUGCUACACUAGCAACAAGUUUCCCACUGAUUAUAUACCAACAGUAUUUGAUAAUUUUAGUGCAAAUGUAUCUGUGGAUGGAAGUAUUGUGAAUUUGGGUUUAUGGGAUACUGCAGGCCAAGAAGACUAUAGUAGGUUGAGACCAUUGAGCUAUAGAGGAGCUGAUAUAUUUGUCCUAGCAUUCUCAUUGAUUAGUAGAGCUAGCUAUGAAAAUGUUCUUAAGAAGUGGAUGCCAGAAUUGCGUAGAUUUGCUCCUAAUGUUCCAAUCGUUCUUGUUGGUACAAAGUUGGAUCUUCGCGAAGAUCGUGGAUAUUUAGCUGAUCACAUGGGAUCUAAUGUUAUAACAUCUGCUGAGGGAGAAGAACUGAGGAAACAAAUUGGCGCCGCAGCUUACAUCGAGUGCAGCUCGAAGACUCAACAGAAUGUGAAAGCGGUUUUUGAUACUGCGAUUAAGGUUGUUCUUCAACCACCAAGGAGGAAAGAAAUGGCAAGGAAGAAAAGACAAAGAAGGUCUAGUUGCUCAUUUGUAGGUAUUGUGUGUGGAGGUUGUGCUGCUUAAUACACAUUAAUUGCAUCAUCACCUACUAUUGAUAUUAUGGAUGUUAUUUUGCUAAAGCUUCAAGGUCAAAUGUGGAAUUCUGACAUCUUGUGUAAGAUAGUAUUUCUAGCUAUUUUCAGUUAACAAGGACCCUAUUGGAUUAUUAAGGGAAUUUUUCAUUCUCUUAGUUGUUUUGUUACUAGCCAUGUUUUGUAGUAUUAUUUUAUAUAUUACCAAUUCAUUAUGCCAUGAGAAUUGUUAUUUUUUCCUUGAAA